AUGACGACCCAAAGCAAAGCUGUGCCAGUCCCUUAUGUAUCUCCCGGACCGUACUUAGUGGAAUACCCUUAUGAGUACCAUUUCGUCAUAAACGAACCAGAGAAGUGCAAGCAGCAGAAGCCGUUUGUGGUUCUGAUGGUUCCAGUGGCGCCCCACAACAGGGCUCAUCGCGAUAUCAUCCGCAGCACGUGGGGCAGUGAAAGCACAGUGCUGGGCAAAGUGAUCAAACUGUUCUUCUUGUUGGGGCUGCCCACUGGAGAAGGAGUAGAGCAAAUCCAGCAGCAGGUGCUGCAGGAGAGCAGAGAGCAUCAGGACCUGAUCCAGAGUGACUUUGUGGACUGCUACAAGAACCUUACCAUCAAGACCAUGGUGAUGCUGGAGUGGCUGGAGUCUUAUUGCUCCAAUGCCUCCUAUGCCAUGAAGACUGAUUCAGACACAUUCCUGAACGUGCACAACCUGGUCAACAUGCUGGUAAAUGCUCCAAGAAUCAACUACAUGACUGGGUGUGUUACAAGUGGAGCUGCAGUUCGGAGAAACCCAACAUCUAAGUGGUACCUGCCUGUGGAGAUUUUCCCUGAACCACAAUACCCACGCUAUGCUUUGGGACUGGGCUACAUUUUGUCUUUAGACCUCCCGAGAAAGCUUGUGGAGGCAUCUCGACAUGUCAGAGCUGUCUACAUUGAAGAUGUAUAUUUGGGAAUGUGUAUGAAACACCUGCACAUCCCACCGGCCAACCCCCCAAACGGGAAUCUGUUCCACAUGUUCCCAGUGCCUUACAAUCGCUGUACUUAUUCCAAGCUGAUAGCUACCACUGUGUAUGAACACACUGAUCGUGCGUCGCUUUGGAAGGACUUUAAAAGACCUGGGCCGUUCUGUUGACA
This is a messenger RNA of Myripristis murdjan (pinecone soldierfish), 881 nucleotides long. Its product is annotated as beta-1,3-galactosyltransferase 2-like. The coding region runs from base 1 to 879 and encodes 292 amino acids. Lineage: Eukaryota; Metazoa; Chordata; Actinopteri; Holocentriformes; Holocentridae. The transcript has a single exon. Gene Ontology annotation, cellular component: Golgi membrane. Gene Ontology annotation, biological process: protein O-linked glycosylation. The record is from RefSeq and is a predicted model, not a curated record. Gene Ontology annotation, molecular function: N-acetyl-beta-D-glucosaminide beta-(1,3)-galactosyltransferase activity.